Messenger RNA from Oppiella nova, 491 nucleotides. The record is from the annotation of a GenBank genome assembly. NCBI's taxonomy places the organism in Eukaryota, Metazoa, Arthropoda, Arachnida, Sarcoptiformes, Oppiidae.
UUUUUAAAAAUUGAUUUGUAAUAGGAUAUUUAAUACUAGUUUUUACUAGCCCCAACGCCAUAGAAAACUUUAAAUUAUUUAAGAGCAGGUUAAUUAAAUACACCAUCUAUAAAUUACCUGCUAAAAUGAGCGCGUUCAUCGGCACAUUCAAAGAGAUCUCAUCUAGCAACAUGGUGGCGCUCUAUAGAGAGUACGGCAUGUCGGAGGACGAGGCCAGUCGUAUGGCGUCCCUAACCCGGGCACUCGAGUUCAGCAAAGAGGGCGCUGUCUAUGCGAUUAAAAUGAUCGAGAAGGACAGCAACGGCUCAAUGGAUCAGGGUGAUCUCAACUUCGUUCGAAUUUCGGUGCUGGUGUUGGAGGACAAUAGGCUCGUGCAGACUAUGGGCGACAAAAAGGGGACACGAGUUGUAUACGAGUUGGUGGGCCAUGAGCUCUGGGUUACCUAUACUGCUGGACCGGUGGUUGCCGGCCAUAUAUUCGCUCGCCAAUAG